Messenger RNA from Acanthosepion pharaonis, 510 nucleotides. The record is from the annotation of a GenBank genome assembly. Lineage: Eukaryota; Metazoa; Mollusca; Cephalopoda; Sepiida; Sepiidae.
AUGCAUCGUUGCUCAGGCACACUCUUCUUCUUCUUCUUCUUCUUCUUCUUCUUCUUCUUCUUCUCUUUUACACGCUUUCUCAGGCUUGAGCCUUAUGUUGAAUUUGUGCACAGUCUCUCAUGUAAAUAUAUAAAUCCACUUCUCUAUCUAUCUAUCUAUCUAUCUAUCUAUCUAUCCCAUUCUGUUCAUAUCUACCACUAUGUCUUAAACGCUUGGCAUCAGCAGCAAAUGAAUGCUCUGUUUUAUGUUUUCCUUUUCUCAUCUAUUCAUUUCUUUUUUUUUAUUUGUACGUUCAUUCAUUCAUUUCUUUCUUUAUUUAACCACCCCUUUACUUUCCAGUCGACAUCCUUACCAACAUUCUUACUCUCUAAUCGGCAUCCUCACCAACACAACACCCCUUACUCUCUAAUCGGCAUCCUCACCAACACAACACCCCUUACUCUCCAAUCGACAUCCUUACCAACACCCCUUACUCAUUUCGUCUCAAAACGCCGCGAUAAAGUUACAUAA